Paraphaeosphaeria sporulosa is the source of this 626-nucleotide messenger RNA. RefSeq lists its product as uncharacterized. The transcript is spliced from 3 exons. NCBI's taxonomy places the organism in Eukaryota, Fungi, Ascomycota, Dothideomycetes, Pleosporales, Didymosphaeriaceae. The record is from RefSeq and is a predicted model, not a curated record. Bases 1 to 489 code for a protein of 162 amino acids.
AUGUCGUCGACGCAAGCAUUCCAGCACACCGCCGUAGAGGACCCUGACGCCGGCUGGAAGCCAAACAACCGUCCCCAGUCGACCAUUGCCCGCAACUUCAUGUCAGAGCUCGACGACCUCUUCCGGCUCGACGGCGGCAUUGAUCUGCUCGAUAAGACCGUGCAUCAGAAGAAGCAAGCCGUAUCCACCCACACACAGGAGCUCGAAGCGCUCGAGGCCAAGCUCCGCGAGACCGAAGAGCGCCUCAACCAGGCCCGCAACUCGCCGCCGCGCCGGAAAGACAGCCAGCGCCGCACCCCCGUCGAGGGCACCUUCUCCGCCCAAGACAAGGCCCGCCUCGAGAGCAGCGGAAGCCCCCGGCCGGUGCGCCAGGACAAGGAGAACAUGCCAGGUGCGUUGUCAGAACUCACCCAUUCUGAUACCAGCACUGAAUACAUCCUUGUAGACCGGCCGCACUCCGCCCGCACCGACGACGGAAACAAGGCAUAAGCGCGCACACAUUUUUCCAUGAUACCAGGAGCACGACUCCGUUAGGACAGGCGUAGCAAGAGCUACAGGCAUUUGGGUAGGUACCGCAUUGGGGGACAUACAACCUUUAAUUGACGAGGUUUCGGAUCGUAUCGCUU